AUGGCAGCACUCGUUGCGAAAGAAGCACUCCUUGCGAAGGAAGCACUACGUGCGAAGGCUGCAGUCUGUGCGAAGGCAGCACUCCGUGCGAAGGCAGCACUCGUUGCGAAGGAUGCACUCCGUGCGAAGGCUGCACUCCUUGCGAAGGCUGCACACCUUGCGAAGGCUACACUCCUUGCGAAGGAAGCAAUCUUUGUGAAUGCAGCACUCCUUGCGAAUGAAGCACUCCUUACGAAGGCAGCACUCCUUGCGAAGGCAGCACUCCAUGCGAAGGCAGCACUCCAUGCAAAGGCAGCACUCCAUGCGAAGGCAGCACUCCAUGCAAAGGCAGCACUCCAUGCAAAGGCAGCACUCCAUGCGAAGGUAGCACUCCAUGCGAAGGCAGCACUCCAUGCAAAGGCAGCAAUCCAUGCGAAGGCAGCACUCCAUGCGAAGGCAGCACUAUAUGCGAAGGCAGCACUCCUUGCGAAGGCUGCACUCCUUGCGAAGGCUGCACUCCUUGCGAAGGCUGCACUCCUUGCGAAGCCUGCACUCCUUGCGAAGGAUUCACUCCUUGCGAAGGCCGCACUCCUUGCGAAGGCUGCACUCCUUGCGAAGGCUGCACUCCUUGCGAAGGCUGCACUCCUUGCGAAGGCUGCACUCCUUGCGAAGGCUGCACUCCUUGCGAAGGCUGCACAGCUUGCGAAGGCUACACUCCUUGCGAAGGCUGCACUCCUUGCAAAGGCUGCACUCCUUGCGAAGGCUGCACUCCUUGCGAAGGCUGCACUCCGUGCGAAGGCUGCACUCCGUGCGAAGGCUGCACUCCGUGCGAAGGCUGCACUCCGUGCGAAGGCUGCAGUCCGUGCGAAGGCUGCACUCCGUGCGAAGGCUGCACUCCUUGCGAAAGCUGCACUCCUGGCGACGGCUGCACUCCUUGUGAAGGCUGCACUCCUUGCGAAGACUGCCCUCCUUGCGAAGGCUGCACCCCUUGCGAAGGCUGCACUCCUUGCGAAGGCUGCACUCCUUGCGAUGGCUGCACUCCUUGCGAAAACUGCACUCCUUGCGAAGGCUGCACUCCUUGCGAAGGCUGCACUCCUUGCGAAGGCUGCACUCCUUGCGAAGGCUGCACUCCUUGCGAAGGCUGCACUCCUUGCGAAGGCUGCACUCCUUGCGAAGGGUGUACUCCUUGCAAAGGCUGCACUCCUUGCGAAGGCUGCACUACUUGCGAAGGCUGCACUCCUUGCGAAGGCUCUACUCCUUGCGAAGGCUGCACUCCUUGCGAAGGCUGCAUUCCUUGCGAAGGCUGCACUCCUUGCGAAGGCUGCACUCCUUGCGAAGGCUGCACUCCUUGAGAAGGCUGCACUCCUUGCGAAGGCUGCUCUCCUUGCGAAGGCUGCACUCCUUGCGAAGGCUGCACUCCUUGCAAAGGCUGCACUCCUUGUGAAGGCUGCACUCCUUGCGAAGGCUGCACUCCUUGCGAAGGCUGCACUCCUUGCGAAGGCUGCACUCAUUGCGAAGGCUGCACUCCUUGCGAAGGCUGCACUCCUUGUGAAGGCUGAACACCUUGUGAAGGCUGCACUCCUUGCGAAGGCUGCUGUCCAUGCGAAGGCUGCACCCCAUGCGAAGGCUGCACUCCAUGCGAAGGCUGCACUCCAUGCGAAGGCUGCCCUCCUCGCAAAGGCUUCACCCUGUUCGAAGGCUGCACUCCUUGCAAAGGCUGUAUUCCGUGUGAAUGCUGCACCCCAUUCGAAGGCUACUGUCCUUGCGAAUGCAGCACACCUUGCAAAGGCUGUAUUCCGUGUGAAGGCUGCAUUCCAUGCGAAUGCUGCACUCCUUGCGAAGGCUGCAAUCCUUGCGAAGGCUGCACUCCUUGCGAAGGCUGCACGCCUUGCGAAGGCUGCACUCCUUGCGAAGGCUGCACUCCUUGCGAAGGCUGCACACCUUGCGAAGGCUUCACUCCUUGCGAAGGCUGCACUCCUUGCGAAGGCUGCACUCCUUGAGAGGGCUGCACUCCUUGCGAUGGCUGAGCUCCUUGCGAUGGCUGCAACUCGUGGGAUGGCUGCACUCCUUGCGAAGGCAGCACUCCUUGCGAAGGCAGCACUCUUUGCGAAGGCAGCACUCCUUGCUAAGGCAGCACUCCUUGCGAAGGGAGCACUCCUUGCGAAGGCAGCACUGCCUGCAAAGGCAGCACUCAGUGCAAAGGCAGUUCUACGUGCUAAGGAUGCACUCCAUGCUAAGGCUGCUUUCCUUGCGAAAGCUGCACUCCUUGCGGAGGCACCACCCAUUGCUAAGGCAGCACUCCUUGCGAAAGCAGCGCUCCUAGCAAAGGCUGCACCCUUUGUGAAGGCAGCACUUCUUACGAAGGCAGCAUUCCCUGUGAAGGCAGGACUCUGUGCGAACGCAGCACUACUAGCGAUGGCAGCACUCCUUGCGAAGGCACCUCCCCUUGGGAAGGCAGCACUCCCUGCGAAGACAGCACCCCUAGCGAAGGCAGCACUCCCUGCGACGCCAGCAGUCUGUGCUUAG
Molecule: messenger RNA, 2505 nt
Organism: Schistocerca cancellata (South American locust)
Lineage: Eukaryota; Metazoa; Arthropoda; Insecta; Orthoptera; Acrididae
Exons: 1
Coding region: 1-2505 (834 amino acids)
Source: RefSeq, a predicted model, not a curated record